Messenger RNA from Glycine soja, 2522 nucleotides. RefSeq names its product probable sulfate transporter 3.5. Lineage: Eukaryota; Viridiplantae; Streptophyta; Magnoliopsida; Fabales; Fabaceae. The coding region runs from base 414 to 2372 and encodes 652 amino acids. Gene Ontology annotation, cellular component: membrane. Gene Ontology annotation, molecular function: secondary active sulfate transmembrane transporter activity. The transcript has 12 exons. Gene Ontology annotation, biological process: transmembrane transport. The record is from RefSeq and is a predicted model, not a curated record.
UGGCAAGGAUGCAGUAACAGACAGCACAUUGCUGAACUAUGUACUCUGCAAAUUAAUGUUCAGUUAUGCUUAUUUGCAACAGACAGCGUCAAACUUUGAUCCAAAAUCAUCUCAAAUAGCAAAUUUUUUUAUUUUUUAUUUUUUAUUUAUAAAAAAUGCCCAAAAGCACCGAAGAUGCGUUGAAGGUCUUCCAAUUUCUAGACUUAAAAUCCACUGUUCUGUCAACCCGAAAUAGUUGCCACUACUCAAGCCUAUAUAUACUCUCAUUACAACCACGCGUCCAAUACAAACACACAAGUACCAUCUUAUAACUAGGUAUUUAUUUUCUCAUAUGCUCUUCUUAAACUUCUCUUUGGUAGUGUGUUCACAUACAUAUCUACUUAUUGUUAUUAUUAUUGUCACCACAUACAAUAAUGGGUUCCAUUAGUAACACCGAGGUUCAUAAUCAUCACAAUGAUGAUGACGACGAUGAUCAUCGUCAUCGGGUGAAUUUCUCGAUCCAGAGAGGAUUUGGGACAAAAUUGAAGGAGGCAUUGAAGGAAACAUUGUUUCCGGAUGAUCCCUUCAGGCAGUUCAAGAACGAGGAGAAGCCAAUGGGGAGGGUGAUGAAAGGGGUGCAAUACUUCAUCCCAAUCUUUGAGUGGCUCCCCACUUACAAUUUUCGCCUCUUUUGCUCUGACUUGAUCGCUGGACUAACCAUCUCAAGCCUUGCCAUCCCUCAAGGCAUUAGCUAUGCCAAACUUGCUGACCUUCCUCCCCUCAUUGGCCUUUAUUCCAGCUUUGUCCCACCUUUGAUCUAUGCUGUUUUUGGGAGUUCAAGGCACAUGGCAGUGGGGACGAUAGCAGCAGCAUCGUUGCUUAUUGCUCAAACCAUACAAACCGUGGUAGAUCCAGUAGAAGAUCCAACGUUGUAUCUUCAUUUGAUUUUCACUACCACCUUUAUCACCGGUGUUUUCCAGGCUUGUUUGGGUUUUUUUAGGCUGGGAAUAUUGGUGGACUUCUUUUCCCAUUCUACCAUUAAUGGCUUCAUGGGAGGGACAGCAGUAAUUCUCAUCCUCCAACAACUAAAGGGUGUAUUUGGCAUGAAACAUUUUUCAACCAAAACGAACUUGGUGGCAGUGGUGAAGAGCAUAGUCAACAAUAGACAAGAGAUUAGGUGGGAACCUACCAUUCUUGGCGUGAUCUUUGUUGCUUUCUUGCAAUUUACCAGGCACCUGAGGAAUAAGAAUCCAAAACUCUUUUGGGUACCGGCUAUAGCUCCAAUGGUGACUGUAGUAGUUGCUGCCGUUUUCACCUACGUCGUCAAGGGCCAACAUCAUGGAAUUCAAAUUGUGGGCCAUCUAGAUAAAGGACUAAAUCCCUUGUCCAUUCACUAUUUGAACUUUAAUGGUAAAUAUUUACGAGCAGUUGUGCAAGCUGGUCUUGUCACAGGCGUGUUGUCAUUAGCGGAAGGAAUAGCAAUAGGAAGAAGCUUUGCUGUUGCUGACAAUACACCCCAUGAUGGGAACAAAGAAAUGAUCGCUUUCGGCCUUAUGAACUUGUUCGGUUCAUUUACUUCAUGUUACUUGACUAGUGGACCAUUUUCCAAGACCGCAGUGAAUUACAAUGCAGGGUGUAAGACUGCUAUGGCAAACGUGGUACAGGCAAUAGUAAUGGCACUCACACUACAAUUUUUGGCGCCACUAUUUGGCUUCACCCCUCUUGUUGCUCUCUCAGCUAUUAUUAUUUCUGCCAUGCUUGGGCUCAUUCAUUACGAAGAAGUCAUCCAUCUCUACAAAGUUGACAAGUUUGACUUUGUUAUUUGCAUGGCUGCCUUCCUUGGAGUCAUCUUUAUAAGCAUGGACGUUGGUCUCAUGCUGUCUGUUGGUCUCGGCGUUCUUAGAGCACUUUUAUAUGUGGCUAGACCUGCGCCAUGCAAGCUUGGAAAGUUACCUGAAAUUGGUUUAUAUAGAGACACGGAGCAAUAUAAUGUAUCAACAUACCCAGGAGUUCUUGUUGUACAACUUGGUUCUCCCGUUUACUUUGCAAAUUCUAUAUACGUCAAAGAAAGGAUUAUGAGGUAUAUUCGAAGUGAGGAAAGCUCUACUGGAGAUGUAGUUGAGCACAUCAUACUUGAUUUGUCAGGAGUGACAGCCAUUGACACAACUGCUAUUAAAGGAUUGGACGAGUUAAUUAAAAUAUUGGGAAAGAAUGGAGUUAAGGUUUUGUUCGUAAACCCAAGGCUGGAGGUGAUGGAGAAGCUUAUAAUAUCCAAGUUUGUUGAGAAAAUUGGGAAGGAGUCGUUUUAUCUAAUAUUGGAUGAUGCAGUGAUGGCAAGUCAAUAUACACUUCGUUCAUCAAAGGCUGCAAAUAAUGCUCAAGAGGUGGUUUAAGAAGAAAUUCAUGCCUAAGUAGUUAAUUAAUUAGCCUUUCGGUUGCCCAAAUCAAUGUUGUAUUAUAGAAUAGUAUUAUUAUACAACUAUAUAUUUGUGGAAUUGAGAAAAUAUUCGCUAAUAAAUUAAUGACUUUUCCCAUUUUUUGAA